Molecule: messenger RNA, 315 nt
Organism: Aspergillus novofumigatus IBT 16806
Lineage: Eukaryota; Fungi; Ascomycota; Eurotiomycetes; Eurotiales; Aspergillaceae
Exons: 2
Coding region: 1-315 (104 amino acids)
Source: RefSeq, a predicted model, not a curated record
AUGCAGGUCAUCACCCAGACAUCUGGCCAGCACGACGAUGAAUGGGGCAAACCCAACUCGGAACUGUCGAAUGGAUUAAUUAGCUAUCGCCGUGGUAAAUUGGGCAAACCAGACUGGGACGGAUGGCAAGACGGAGAACUUGAGGCGGCCUUAGUCGCUCAAGAAGUGGAGUGCUACAAGCGUGCACUUUUCGGACUGCUAGUGGAUAUCCAGCCUGGAAGCGAAAACCAACUCUGUGAUAUCCUAGCUACCGUUCAGAAGGAACAAACCCUCUCGGAAGCCAUUCGCAGCGUGUUUGACAGGUAUCGCCUCUGA